UCUACCAGCCCUCAGCAGCAGAGUCAAGAUUUCAGCAGAGAGAUAAACAAAUCCAUAGCAAAGCUGAAGAAGAACAAUGAAGAUUUUUUUACUUUUACUCUCCGUGAUAGGCAGAAGUAGUCAGCUAGUGUUAAACGACUGUGGAUCAGAAGCAAGACGGCCGCAGGUUAGCGACAUCGCAGUGCAGUGCGGCACUUCAUCCAUUGGUUUGGCAAUUCAAAUCUGCCCCGUCAUCUACACUGGCUACAAUGAGACUCUGCUGAUCCUGAACCACAUGUUGGAACCGACCUGUAGAGCAACCCUUGAUGAGUCUGUGAAUCCACCUGUUGCCCGCUUUAACUUCCCACUAAAUAUGACCCAUGCCUGUGGAAGCAUAUUCAGGACCACCAGUGCUGCUGGGACCGGUAUCUUCUCUGACUUCUCCAACAUCCAGACGGUCAACAUCAGUGGUGUUGUUAGGUCUAUCGAUCCGACAACAGGCACGAUCACUUACAACGCUGAGCUAAAGUACUACUACUCCUGUGCCUAUCCCCUAGAGUAUCUGAUCAACAACACCCAGGUCGAUGUGUCUGCUUCAUCCAUUGCAAUCAAGGACAACAAUGGUAGUUUCAUCAGCACCUUGAGCAUGGAGCUGUUCGCUGACUCCAACUACACCCGACCGCUGGUCAUGCCACAGCUUGGGAUUGAACUGAGGACCAGCGUGUACGUUGAGGUCAAGGCCACCAACUUGACAGGGCAGUACCACGUCCUGCUGGACCGGUGCUACGCCUCCAUCUCCCCACUGCCCUCUAACUCCAGCUUCUUCAACCUGUUCGUCCCCUGCUCAAAGGAUCAGUUCACCACCAUGAUUGAGAACGGAGACAGCCAGAGCGCCCGCUUCUACUUCCCCGCCUUCCGCUUCAUCGAGCAGCAGAACGAGACCGUGUCCACCUACUACCUCCACUGCAUCACCCGGCUGUGUGAGAAAAGCACCUGCAGCACAUUCAAGCAGUGCAACAACAGAAGGAAGAGGAGCCCCCUGGACACAUCUGCUGAUGGUAUAGCCCAAACCUACACCAUCAGCUCUUCGGAGAUCGUCACCAAAACCGACACCAACGAAUCCAAAGAGAAGCCCCUUACUGCCGGAGAAGACAACGACUCUGCUGUCGGGCUCGGUGUGGCUGUUGGCAUCCUUGCCUUUGUUUCCCUUGUUGCCCUUUGUGUUGCAGCUGUGUUUUACAAAAGGCUUAGGAACUAAGGAGGCAUCCAUGCACUUAAAUGCAGAGUACUGGCCUCAGACCUACGGGUCACACACUUAUUGAGGUGUACUGUAUCUGUGCGCUUGUUUUACUUCUCUGGUGGAGGACAGCCGAUCAUUGCAUCUGUUGGGAGAUCUUUGUGUGUCCGUUACUGUAGCUCUAACUGUGUAUCAGUCCUGGAAACAUAGAUGGGAGAGCAGAGCAUCUUUAGAGGAUUCAGUAGAUUUUGUUAGUGUUAAAAAUGACCUAUUUCCCAAAUGGAAAGAAAAGCUAUAAGUGUUAAUGCAUGUCCGCACUUUGUAAGCUUUGACAAAAAAAAAAAAAUAAUAACAAUAAUAAUAGAGAAAGAAAAUGGUAAC
Messenger RNA from Epinephelus lanceolatus (giant grouper), 1597 nucleotides. Lineage: Eukaryota; Metazoa; Chordata; Actinopteri; Perciformes; Serranidae. The record is from RefSeq and is a predicted model, not a curated record.